This is a messenger RNA of Megalops cyprinoides (Indo-Pacific tarpon), 1819 nucleotides long. It is a transcript of the gene pspc1, whose product is annotated as paraspeckle component 1. Gene Ontology annotation, molecular function: RNA binding. Gene Ontology annotation, cellular component: nucleus. The transcript is spliced from 9 exons. Bases 162 to 1718 code for a protein of 518 amino acids. Lineage: Eukaryota; Metazoa; Chordata; Actinopteri; Elopiformes; Megalopidae. The record is from RefSeq and is a predicted model, not a curated record. Gene Ontology annotation, biological process: regulation of DNA-templated transcription.
CCAUCUUGAAAACACUAGCAGCUCUUUAGGGGUAAAGUCCGUUAGCUUAGUAGGCUGAGAGCGUCGUACUCGCCUGUACUGCUUCCAGUCUGUCUAAAACGUUUUUAGAUAACAUUCUUUAAACGUUCAGUCCAUUUAGUAUAGUGAAAACAACGACUGUUAUGGCCAACCGAAAUCUUAAGCAGGUUAACAUACAGAACAGCGCACCCUCUCCCAGACCCCAAAACGCGAGUCGCAAUUCGGAGUCUCCGGCCGCCGAGCACGGGCAAAAGAUGGAGGGAGCGACGACGUCGGCUGCGGAGCCCGUUUCGGAGCCAGGCGUUGGUGAGCCGCUGGAGAUGACGCUGGAUUUGAAAAGCUUUCGGAGACCCGGGGAGAAAACGUUCACCCAGCGCUGCAGGUUGUUCGUGGGUAACCUACCCACUGAUUUAACGGAGGAGGACUUCAAAAAGCUUUUCGCGAAAUAUGGCGAAGCCAACGAAGUGUUCAUCAACCGGGAUCGAGGAUUCGGAUUUAUUCGGCUGGAAACAAGGACACUGGCCGAGAUAGCAAAGGCUGAGCUGGACGGGACCCUCAUGAGGAACCGGCCCAUCCGCAUCCGGUUUGCCACUCACGGUGCCGCUCUGACCGUGCGGAACCUCUCCCCAGUGGUCUCCAACGAACUGCUGGAGCAGGCCUUCUCUCAGUUUGGGCCAGUGGAAAGGGCCAUCGUCGUCGUAGAUGACAGAGGUAGACCAACGGGCAAAGGCUUUGUGGAGUUUGCCUCUAAACCUGCCGCCCGCAAGGCCUUGGAUCGAUGCGCAGAGGGGGCCUUUCUGCUGACCACGUCACCCCGUCCUGCUGUGGUUGAGCCGACAGAACAAUUUGAUGAUGAAGACGGCCUUCCUGAAAAACUGUUGCAGAAAACUGCACAAUAUCACAAGGAGAGGGAGCAGCCCCCACGCUUUGCCCAGCCUGGGACCUUUGAGUUUGAGUACUCAUCUCGCUGGAAGGCCCUGGAUGAGAUGGAGAAGCAGCAGCGUGAGCAAGUGGACCGCAACAUCCGCGAGGCCAAAGAGAAACUGGAGGCCGAGAUGGAGGCAGCUCGACACGAGCACCAGCUCAUGAUGAUGAGACAAGAUCUAAUGAGGAGGCAGGAGGAACUUAGACGUUUGGAGGAACUGAGGAACCAGGAAUUACAGAAACGCAAGCAGAUAGAAAUGAGACACGAGGAGGAGCGGCGGCGGCGUGAGGAGGAGAUGAUGCGCCAUCGCGAGCAGGAGGAGAUGAGACGCCAGCCUGACGGCUUCAAGCCCAGCUACAUAGACAGCAGAGAGCAGGAUAUGAGAAUGGGUGAUAUUGGUCCACGCGGAGCAAUAAAUAUGGGAGAUGCGUAUAACCCAGCCACUGCUGGGGCUAGCCAGGGGCCCCCUCAAAUGAUGGGCAUGAACAUGACCAGCCGCGGUGGAGCCAUGGGGCCUGAGGGAGCAGCAAACAUGGGGACGCCAAUGAUGCCGGAUAACGGAGCCAUGCGCAGCGAUAGAUUCCCCCAGGGCGGCGGUCCCCCGCAGAUGGGCUCCCCCAUGGGCGGCCGGCCUGGAGUGGAGCCCCCGCAGCAGCAGCCCAUGGCAGGGGCAGUGCCGGUGGGCGUGGGUGCUGGUGGGCCUGGGGGUUUUGGGAGAGGAAACCAAGGCGGGGCGAACUUUGACGGGCCCAACAACAAACGCCGCAGAUAUUGAGCUACAGAGGCCUGUCCCAAGCAUUCCUGCCUUCCCUUAUGUGCACAGAACACCCUCUCUCCACAUUUUACAUCUCAUUUUACAGUUUUUAUUUUCACAUA